Molecule: messenger RNA, 1259 nt
Organism: Scleropages formosus (Asian bonytongue)
Lineage: Eukaryota; Metazoa; Chordata; Actinopteri; Osteoglossiformes; Osteoglossidae
Product: cAMP-regulated phosphoprotein 19-like
Exons: 3
Coding region: 114-467 (117 amino acids)
Cellular component (GO): cytoplasm
Molecular function (GO): protein phosphatase inhibitor activity
Source: RefSeq, a predicted model, not a curated record
UUGAUACGAGAAGCAAGCCCGUUUUCUCAGAGCGGCGGGUGAGGAAGGACGCGGGUAGCGCGCGCGGGGUUGUCGGUUACGGUUUUUCUCGUCUGUACUUUUUCUUUAGAAGUAUGUCUGACGGAACCCAGGGGAACAAAACUGUCGAGAACGCGUCGGCCGAAGAGCAGCGGGAAAUGCAGGAUAAGGUGAUCAGUCCAGAGAAGGCAGAGGAAGCCAAGCUGAAGGCGCGCUACCCCCACCUCGGGACCAAGCCUGGGGGCUCUGAUUUCCUCAGGAAACGACUCCAAAAGGGGCAAAAGUACUUUGACUCAGGUGACUACAACAUGGCAAAGGCCAAGAUGAAAAACAAGCAGCUGCCACUGGCAGCUGCAGAGAAGACUGAGAUCACUGGAGACCACAUCCCUACACCUCAGGACCUGCCCCAGAGAAAAACCUCUCUGGUGACCAGCAAGCUGGCAGGCUGAUCAGCGGGGUCAGGUGGCCCUUCUGUGCCCUUGUCUGUGUGUGUUACAUACCUCCCCUCCAUAAAUUCACCCUCUUGCAUCAUUCUAUCCCUUUGUGUUAAUCCAUUUCCUUUCUGCUGUUCUACUUUACCUCCACACCUGCAUGCUCUGAAAAGACAUACAAGGAGUAGGCAUGCUGCAGUGGUUCGCAGUUCCUGGAUGAUCCACGCUUGUCUGAUCUCGCACAUGAAGAGGGCUCAGUUCCCAAGGAGACCCAGACAAGUCUACUGUAAGCUUAAAAUGUACUGUAGAAAAUUAUGUACAUCUCCUAGAUUUGAGUUUCAAAUGAGUCAACAUUUUAGACUUUUACAUUUUAUUCUAUCAUUCCUCUUCUAAAUUAUAAAGAGCAUAAAUGUUUUUGAAAACCCUGUUUUGUUCAUGUUUACACUCUUUACCUUGUCCAUUUUGUUUUUCCAUCAUAGAUCACAAAACAAUUGCUAGGUCCUGUCUAAGGAAAAGAGCAUGUGUGAUGCUAUAUUCUGAGAGGUUGUUUGUCUGACUCUGAUCUUGAAUCCCUAAAAUGGCCUUAAACUCUCAAUUCAGCUUCAGCCAGACUUUCUCUUGGACAAUAUUUGUCCACAAAAAAUAUCCCUGUGACAAGUUGGGAAUGUAUGCUGAUCUGAGACCAGCCCUGCUGAGGUUUUGUGGAUUGGUAACUUGCUAAAUGAUGGAAAGUAUGCAUGAGCAUUGACUGUACUGUCACUUUGGUGCCAUUUUGUAAAUAAAAUAGUUUUGCACAAAUACCUGUUUCAU